Molecule: messenger RNA, 803 nt
Organism: Abrus precatorius (Indian licorice)
Lineage: Eukaryota; Viridiplantae; Streptophyta; Magnoliopsida; Fabales; Fabaceae
Exons: 1
Coding region: 247-630 (127 amino acids)
Cellular component (GO): mitochondrion
Source: RefSeq, a predicted model, not a curated record
UUGCUCAAAACGCAAUAGCAUCGGUCAGUUAGAAAAACCCUAAGCCAGGAGUGGCAAUACUCACCCCAGUCACGGUUAAAGAACACUCCGCCGCCGCAACCGUCGCAAAACCUUUCACCACCGCCACCUCUUCCUCUCAUUUCCCAAACUCUCUCUCAGCUUCCCAUACUCGCUGAAAAACACAACACAGAACAGCACCAAUCCAAGUUUCAAUUCCAAGAAACAGAACACACUAUCUCACUCACAAUGGCCGGUGGUAGAUUCCGCGAGCUUAUGAAAAAAUACGGCAAAGUAGCACUCGGCGUUCACCUCAGCGUUUCCGCAGCUUCCAUCACCGGUCUUUACGUCGCUAUCAGAAACAACGUCGACGUCGAAGCCAUCCUCGAAAAGUUCCACAUGGGCGCUGUCUCCGAUCAAGAAAAUCCCAACCCUAACCAUUCCGUCGACGACGCCACCGCGCCGCCCAAGAACCGGACGGCGCAGCUCGCCGCCUCCGCCGGCGGCGCGUUCACCCUCGCUCUCCUCUGCAACAAGGCUCUGUUUCCCGUUCGGGUUCCUAUCACCGUCGCUCUCACUCCCCCUAUCGCUAGGUUCUUGGCGAGGAGGAACAUCAUCAAGAGUGGUGUAUGAAUUGGAUUCGGUAUGUGUUGCAUUGUUGUUUGUGAUAACGAUUACGAGGAGGAUGAUAUUUUAUACCUUGUUGCAUACUUGGUUUUUGUGGUCUCGUGGUUUAGACCUGAAAAGGAAUAACGAGAGGAUUUUUAGUAAUGUUUUUACUCGAUAAAGGCAAUGGUACAUGCUCA